Molecule: messenger RNA, 2985 nt
Organism: Papaver somniferum (opium poppy)
Lineage: Eukaryota; Viridiplantae; Streptophyta; Magnoliopsida; Ranunculales; Papaveraceae
Product: kinesin-like protein KIN-14R
Exons: 6
Coding region: 468-851 (127 amino acids)
Source: RefSeq, a predicted model, not a curated record
UCUCCCUUUUCAUUAACUCCUGCCUCUUAAUCUGAUUCAUAUUUGUUUUUUUUUGAAACAUAAGAAACAAGGGUGUUGCUGUCCAUGGUAAUGAUAGUCUACGAUUUAUGAUUGGGAAAAAGAGUUACCUGAUAAGAACUCAUCUUUUUUUUUUUACCCAUUAUAGAUCUCCGAAACCUUAUAAUAAAGAUUUGAGUAAGGAUGUGGAUGAAGAUAUGGAUACAGGUUUACUGGAUUCAAUUCUUUGUAUGUCCGGUUCCAAAUUGGUUCCUACUGGAUUUUCAAAAUUCAACUUUAUGGAGGAUUUUGUGAUGUUUAUGAGUGCUGGUGGUGGGGUGUUAAAUGAAGAGGAGAAUGGUAUAUCAAUCAGCAAGGAGUGGAAACUUCAGUUACAACUUUGAAAAUCUUCCUCUUGGAGAUUACUUUGUUGAUCUUCAUUCUGGCGAGACACACAUGGGCCUAAGGGAAUGAGGGUGUUCAAUGUUUUGUUGCAGGGAGAGAAGGUUUUGUCUGAUCUGGAUAUUUACGCUACCGUUGGAGCCAAUAAGCCUUUGCAGCUGCUUGAUGCUAGAGUUUCUGCUGGAGAGGGUGGAGCAAUUAAGUUAAGCUUUGAAGGGGUUAGUGGAACCCCAAUAGUUAGUGGUAUCUACAUUAGAAAAGCACCCAAAUUAUCAGUUCCCUAUAUGAAUCCGGAGUACCUUACAUGCAACAAUUGUUCAACUGAGAUUGAAGUUCCUUACAUACAGCAUAAACUUAUUCAACAAAAAUCGACGGCUAAGUUUGAGAAAAAGAUAGAUGAUUUGAGGGGAGUGUCACACUCACCGUGCGACAUGGGAGCUCAUAUGACUUAGCAUAUUAAAGGAGUGGUGAUUAUGCGACAAUGAAUCGUCAACAAUAACGCCACGAGAGUUAAGUGCCACACUAGAUUGGUUUUCUUGGAUGCAAUCAUCAUUUAUUUAUUGAUAUCAUUAUCUAAUGUAAGAUAUUUGUUUUUUUUUUGGAUGCAACAUCUAUAUUAUUUGCAGUGCUCAAACCAUAUGAAAUCGUCAGGUGUAUAGGAUACAUUCGGAGUUCUCCACCCCUUGAUUAUGGUAUUGAUACUAUUAGGGGAAAUGACAAGGCACUUAAUAUAUCACAGCAAAGCUCCGCUAUAUUGCUUAUACUCGAAGAAGACGUCGUGUAUGAGAUAAUUUAGAAUGGAUUAGUAUCCAUUACAGGUACAGGCUUCCAGGCAAAGUGAUUCAGAUUGAUAUGGUUGUGUUUGAGUUAAACUCAUCAUCGCGACGGGGGCCGGGUUUGUAAGUGAAGGACAUCUCUCUCACACCCCCUUCCUUUCUCUCUUUUAAUAUUUUUUGGUUUUGAUGCGGUGACAGUUUUGGAUCUGAGAUGAAUUUAAGGUUCAGAUCAAGAAGUCAAGAACUGACUUGAGUUUGGAUGGAUUCUGGGUGAAACUAUGAGUUAAACCAAGAACAAGAAGGAGAUUUGCUGAUAUUGUGAACAAGAUGCUGUGCUUGAGCUGUUGAUGAUUAAAUGAGGGUUUCACAGUUAUACAUGAACUGGUGUUAUGGGUUAGUCUUAGACAGCGAGUCUGGCCUGAAAUCUAACAGAAGAAUUGUGUUGGAAUGAUUAUGUGCAGUUGCUAUCCAUGGCUAGAUGGCUUUGAAUGAAGCGUGUUUGGCAACAGUCAGCUAAUCAUGGUGCAAUGGAUGGCCAAGUUGAAGAAUAUCUUAGGGUUUGAAUGGGAUUUGAUAAUUUUUAUGCAUUAAAUUGAAAUGGUGGUUCCAGAUGAGAAGUAGAUGGUGGUGUUGUGCUGUGCUGUGAGCUAACGGGUACUGUAGUUGCAGUCAAGAGCAGAGAUGGGAUGUUGAGCCGGUUAUGAAGAAUGUUGCAUUCAUAGCAGAGAUUAUGAUGCUGGUGUUGGAGGUGGUCUGGUUGUAAGGCUAAUGGUGAUGUUGUUGAAGCUGUUUACUGCAGUGAGUUGGGUUUGUGUUGCAGACAAUGGAGUUGUUGGUUUUGUGUCUAAAUGUUAAUAGCAGGUGCUGCUGUUGCUAUAUAAGCAACUGAAGCUGGUGGUGAUUCUGAGCUCAACAUGAGCAAGGAUGUGAAAUUGAUGGUCUGUAUGAGUUUGGUGAGAUGGUUAUGAAGCAGAUGAAAUGGGCUCUGGUGGUGCUGUGAGAAGAAGGUACCGGUGCAGUCGAGAUGGAGCUGGUCAGAAGCAAGAAUUGAACUGCAGGUAGAGUUAGUAAUGCAGUUCUGGUGGGGUUGAUUGAGCAACAGUUUCCGGUGAUUCUCAUGGGCUUUGUUUGAAUGCUUAUGAGCAAGUUCAGGGGAACAAGUGGAUCAGUUUAAGUGUGCAACUAGAAUGGGUGAAGCUGCAGCUGGGAAGUUGUGCACUGCAGAAUUGCAAGAUGGAGCAGUACAGAAGCACCAGCAUGGCGCAACUUUGAGUUUGGCUAUGUAAAUGGCCUAGGCCAAAGCUACUCAGCUAUAUCAGCCAAGCCAGACAGACCCUGACUCAGACCACCUGAUUACACCCUAGACUGAGUCGACACAGUUGACCGACGUAUUAUCAAAAAUGACUUUCCCGGUCACCUGAAGUAUUUCCCAGUAACAAUUCCGGCCAACUUCCGACCAGUUUUUGGGACUUUGGAUAACUUUUGGGCAGAGUUUGUACAUGAGCCACGCCACACCUAAUAAUAAAAAGUACAUGCUUCGCCCUGUCACGCCUAAUAAAAGAUGCAUCACAACGGGCAUCUUUUUCUUUUCAUAAUCAAAAACAACUUGAUCACCACGAGUUGUCAAGCUGGAGUAAGUCAAAUAUAGAAAAAAAAAAAGUAAAAAAAAAAAAGCAGGCCAUGGUGAUCCAAGUGGUUCUUGGUAUGUGAAAAUAGAAAGUCCAAUUUAUUUCUAGACAUUCUUUAGUAUUCACUACAUAUGUAUAUGUACUACAAGACUACUUCAGUUGCGCUUGGAUUGCAAAAAAGA